ACGUGUGAAUAAUGAAAUGCACACGUAUUUAGUAAUGAUUAUCAAUAUUCACACCCAGGUAUCUAAAUAUUUACUGCAAGUGUCAACCGUGAAAGUAUUUGAUCGCAGGUUUCCGACGUUUAUGGUAUAAAAAUCGAAGGACGAACACGCCAGCUCGGAAAUAAGAUGGUUUGAAAGGUAUAAAAGUAAAUAAUACGAAACAAAAAGGACAACAAAGACUGUUUUGUUUAAGUCCGUUCGGAAACGACUGUUAUGGUGACGAUAACAAGAAAAAAUCGGGAAUUUAACAUGCAGAGCUGCUUUGGUCCUGUAAUAAACAAGCUUCUUCCGCUAAAGAAACAAAAAAACCUGAAAAAAGAAGGCAAUAAACGGUCACAUGGUACUAUAAUGGUAAAAGUAAUUGUUCUGGGAUCAGGGAGUGUUGGUAAGACAAACAUUAUUCGGCGCUAUGUUCACAACGAAUUCAAUGCUGAACACGAACCGACUACCGAAGACGUAUACGAAAAUUAUUUCACAUCAAAACGCAAUAAAGAUUCAAUCCUGUUCAAAAUUUACGAUACGGCUGGCUCAGACCAGUUUCCUGCUAUGAAGAGGUUGACAAUUACCCAAGGAGACGCUUUCUUGGUGUUAUAUGCUGUCGAUGAUAGGGAAUCAUUCAAUGAAGCGAAGACGAUUUGUAGGGAAGUGUUCGAACUAAAAUCAGACCAUGUGAAAUCAAUAAUGCUUGUGGGAAACAAAUGUGACUUACCGACCUCAGGGCAAGCAGUUAGCACGGAGGAAGCAAGUUUGGCUGCAAAACAUUUAAAAUGUAAAUUUACUGAGAGUUCGGCAAGGUUGGGUGUUAAUGUCGAGAAAAUAUUCCGGGAGACACUAAAUGAUUUUUAGCAGAACUAAUUGUCUGUAUUGUUGUUAUGUGUCUAACUAGCCUGAAUCAAAAACCCUUCCUCGUUAUUAGCGUGGAGAUCGUCAAGAAACAAACUGGUGAAAUUGUAUUGAAUCUAAUAGUUUUGUAUUAUGACGACCCACGAUAAUUCAUACUCAUAGUUUAUAGCAGUCACAAAGCCACAAGUAAAAGAUUUCUGUUUGUUUAUUAAAGAUUAUAAAAAUUUGAUGAAAUACAGAUAAUCAUUACCACACUGGACAUACAUAUAUUUAGAUAAAUGAGAUGACGAAAUAUUUCUCGUGUAAUAAAUUAUAUUUUCAUCCCAUAAA
This is a messenger RNA of Xenia sp. Carnegie-2017, 1212 nucleotides long. Its product is annotated as GTP-binding protein Di-Ras2-like. Bases 253 to 885 code for a protein of 210 amino acids. Gene Ontology annotation, biological process: signal transduction. Gene Ontology annotation, molecular function: GTPase activity; GTP binding; GDP binding. The transcript has a single exon. Gene Ontology annotation, cellular component: plasma membrane. NCBI's taxonomy places the organism in Eukaryota, Metazoa, Cnidaria, Anthozoa, Malacalcyonacea, Xeniidae. The record is from RefSeq and is a predicted model, not a curated record.